CCCAGCCAGCAGGGCCACAGAGCUGAGCGGAGCUGAACCGGGAGGAGAACAGAGUUUCGCCGAAUACACGAGACGGUGUGUCCCGGUGUCGGAUAACUAUCACGCUGCAUUCUGGACAUUUUCUUUUUUUUCAAAUUCCUCGGAACCAGACAAGUGGCUGCAGGUUGAAGCUGCCAGAGAGGAGCCGCCCAGACGAGACGCUAACGGGAGUGGCCGGCUGCAGUCUAGCUGAAGAUGUCUGAUAAUGGGGAGGUCGAGGACAAGCCCCCAGCUCCACCCAUGAGGAACACCAGCACCAUGAUUGGCUCCUGCAACAAGGACCCCGCCCCACUCAACCACGGCUCCAAGCCCCUCCCACCCAAUCCGGAGGACAAGAAGAAGAAGGACCGCUCGAUCCGGUUCAUCUUGACGGGGGGAGGCGACAAGACCUAUAAGAAGAAGGAGCGUCCAGAGAUUUCCCUGCCUUCUGAUUUUGAACACACCAUCCAUGUCGGCUUCGACGCCGUUACCGGGGAGUUUACUGGCAUGCCGGAGCAGUGGGCCCGGCUCCUGCAAACGUCCAACAUCACCAAAUUGGAGCAGAAGAAGAAUCCUCAGGCCGUCCUCGACGUUCUAAAGUUCUACGACUCGAAAGAAACGGCCAACAGACAGAAGUACAUGAGCUUCACAGAUAAAAAUGCAGAUGCCUACAGCUCCUCCACCACAACGAGCUCCAAGGCCGUGUCAGAGACGCCCGCCAUAGCAACCGUUUCUGAGGACGAUGACGAAGAUGAGGCCGAGCCCCCGCCGGUGAUCGCCCCCCGACCAGAGCACACCAAAUCAAUAUACACUCGCUCGGUGAUCGAGCCCUUCCCUCUUCCUCCUCCCACCAAAGAUGCCGCGACCUCGCCCAUCUCCCCGCCGCCGGCCGCCGGGGCCUCCAACGCCACGGCCACGGUCACCUCCACGGCCACCUCCACCGCCACCUCCACCGCCACUACCACUACCACCGUCACUGUCACCGCCACCGCCGCCAGUGUCACUCCCGCCGCCCCUUCGGACGGAGAUCCCAGCAGCCCUCCCAGUGCGAGCCCCGCCCCCGGGCCAUCAGUGCCACGCCCCCUGGACAAAACCAGGAAGAAGAAGAUGUCGGACGAGGAGAUUCUGGAGAAGCUACGGACGAUCGUGAGUGUGGGAGACCCCAAGAAGAAAUAUACUCGCUUCGAGAAGAUCGGACAGGGGGCGUCUGGAACAGUGUACACAGCCAUAGACAUCGCUACAGGACAGGAGGUUGCCAUCAAACAGAUGAACCUGCAGCAGCAGCCCAAGAAGGAGCUGAUCAUCAAUGAGAUUCUGGUGAUGAGGGAAAAUAAGAACCCCAACAUUGUCAACUACCUGGACAGUUACCUGGUGGGUGACGAGCUGUGGGUGGUGAUGGAGUACCUGGCCGGAGGUUCGUUGACUGAUGUCGUCACGGAGACCUGCAUGGAUGAAGCCCAGAUAGCUGCCGUGUGCAGAGAGUGUCUCCAGGCAUUGGAGUUCCUCCACUUCAACCAGGUCAUCCAUCGAGACAUUAAGAGCGACAACAUCCUACUGGGCAUGGACGGCUCAGUCAAACUCACCGACUUUGGCUUCUGCGCCCAGAUUACCCCGGAGCAGAGCAAACGCAGCACCAUGGUGGGGACUCCGUACUGGAUGGCCCCGGAGGUCGUGACCCGCAAAGCCUACGGCCCCAAAGUGGACAUCUGGUCCCUGGGCAUCAUGGCCAUAGAGAUGGUGGAGGGGGAGCCGCCCUACCUGAAUGAGAACCCACUGAGGGCGCUGUAUCUCAUAGCAACCAACGGGACGCCGGAACUGCAGAACCCGGAGAAGCUGUCGACAACAUUCAGGGACUUCCUGAACCGAUGUCUGGAGAUGGACGUGGAGAAGAGAGGGUCUGCAAAAGAGCUGCUGCAGCACCAGUUUCUGAAGAUGGCGAAGCCCCUAUCCAGUCUGACUCCUCUCAUCGUGGCUGCUAAGGAGGCAGCCAAGAACAACCGCUAGCGAGACUUGCACUCCUCUGUCUGUCCCUCCCUCCCUCUCUCUCUCUCUCUCUCUCUCUCUCUCUGUCCGCCAUCCUUCCUUCCUAUCUCUUUCUUUUCCUCCUCUGUUUUUCUUGGUAGACAGGGAGAGCAGCGACGGAGCAAGCCUUCAGUCCUUCUCUCCCUUCUUCUUUUUUUUCUUUUCUCUUUUGCAACCGGCACCGACUUCUCCUUCACCUCGUAACCUUUGACCCCAAGCUUGACCGACCCUAAUAACCCUCACAGGGAGGAAGAUGGGCAGUUUCUUCGUGUAACUUUUUGUUCGCUGGACUUGAUCAGGAAGAUGAGA
Pseudoliparis swirei is the source of this 2349-nucleotide messenger RNA. RefSeq names its product p21 protein (Cdc42/Rac)-activated kinase 1 (gene pak1). The transcript has 16 exons. The record is from RefSeq and is a predicted model, not a curated record. Lineage: Eukaryota; Metazoa; Chordata; Actinopteri; Perciformes; Liparidae. The coding region runs from base 235 to 2022 and encodes 595 amino acids. Gene Ontology annotation, biological process: regulation of MAPK cascade; intracellular signal transduction; protein phosphorylation. Gene Ontology annotation, molecular function: ATP binding; protein serine/threonine kinase activity. Gene Ontology annotation, cellular component: cytoplasm.